GUGGAGCGACCAAUCAGAACGCGAGUAUGCCGGUGGAGCGCCCGCGGUAGCGUAUGAGCGCGGCCGCCUAGCGCGUAGCCUACGCUCCAUCGGCAUCCUCGCGCUCUGAUUGGUCGACGUUUCCCCUUAAUAUCUCCUCAACGAAAUCGCGGACAACAUUUUCGCUAAGGAAAAAGUUGUUUCAAAUCACCCCCCCAACCUACCCAUUCAAUGACCUCCAACAUUUUUGGGACACCCUGUAUACAGCUUGCGAUUUGACAGCGCGAACACCGAACCGCACCGUACCGUGGUGGGACAAUAAAAAAGUCGGUUAAGCUCUCGCAGUAGUGCGCGAGUAUUCGUCGUUAGAUAAACAGUGAUACUGUCACUCUUAAGUCCGUGCAUUGUCUGCAUUCGAUUUCAGUGCCCUUUUAUUACCAUUGUUUUCUUCGACCGUCAUAAAAGGAAAACAUUACUCAACGCACGUAAAAGAUAAGAGAAACAACGGUCGACAUGGGUGAUAAUAAAACAGAACAUAUUGUCAUGACUCCAAAAUGCAAGACUAUGAAUCCCAUGGUACUGGUAAUAGAAAGACAAGCUAUAGAACCACCAGCAGAAAAUGGAAAUGAUAACAAUGUUUAUAUCGCUGGAGGAGAUCACAAAGGAAUAAUUGUUAACAAACAAACCGUUGCUGUUGCAAACGGCGAAGUUCAUCCGGCGCAUCUUUGCUUGCAAUUCAGAGUAUUUUUAGUGAGUGGUCAAACUGGGAAACACACGCAAGAAUCCAGAACUCUUCAAUUUUGGUUCACAGAUGCUCUUUCAGAGACUGAACGUCCCAGUGUGGCGCAAGAAUUCUUUAGGGAAUUAGUUUGUCCUCAACAAUUUCCACGAGAUUACGUUGGAUUUAUAAUGAAAAUAAUGAAGUUAAUGUUGCACAAGUAUCCCAGCAUUAAAAAGAUAGAAGUAGAAUUGAAACAGCUCGAGGAACCAGUUAAUCUUCCAGCUAGGCCAUUAUCCGCAGAUGAAACAGUCAUGGGACAAGUGAUCGAACUGACAUUAGAAAAGGUGUUAGAACUAAUUGAAUCCGCGUAUCCAAAUCCAGUAACGGUUGUUGACUUGGCAAAAGAAUAUGGGUGGGAUCCUUCCGCUGUUGAAAUAAAGUUGAAAGAAUUACAAGAGAAGGGUGUCGUAAAAGCAAUGGAACAUGGAGCAUUCACAAGAGUCGUACACCAAGAUACUCAGAUUCAAGUUGUGAAGCAAAUGCCAACAAUGGCGAGUGCAAAACAACCUACUAUAGCAAUUAUUACAGCGCAGUAUUGUGAAAAGCUUGCAGUAGAUUCCUUGAUCGAAAACAGAGAAACGUUUGUCCGCUAUACUACCGUUGGUACGACAGGCUCAACAGACGCAACAAAUGGAGUACCGCGCGUGAUAUCCCGUUUUGGAGAAUCAAAUGUUUAUACGUUAGGGAAUAUUGGCGCACACAGAAUUGUAUGCACAAAACUGCCAACUGUAGGUCAUACAAGAGAAGCAAUGACUGCAGCAGGAAAUACAACUACUAGAUUGUUAGGUACAUUUCAAAAAGUAGAUUUCGUUUUUCUAAUUGGAAUUGGAGGAGGUGUACCGCAUUAUACGGAUUACAACAAACAUGUACGACUUGGUGAUGUAGUUGUUUCGUACCCUGCUCCUCUGAACAAGAAAUACAUUUAUGUAUAUUGUGAAAGUGCAAAGGCUAGCGAAAGUGGUGAUUAUCAUUUCGAGACUAAAGAAUAUUGUCCACCAAAUUUAUGUAUUCAAGAAAUUGCUACUAAUCUCAAGGAACAGUCGGAACAUGAGACUAAUCCUCCAUGGCAAGUAUAUCUAAAAGAAGGUUUAGAUAUUCUAAGUAACCAAACGGAGCAUGAUUUUAAACCACCUCCGCCAGAAUCUGAUAAAUUGUACAUGGCUAUCGGCGAAAGAGACGUUAUCGAAGUGGCGCAUCCUACUGCACCUUCGGUCGCGGCAAACAAAAGAACGGAUGGCUGUCCCCGAAUUCACUUAGCACCGGUGGCAUCUGGUAGACAUAUUGCACGCGAUGAUCAGCUUAAGCAGAAAUUCGCAGCUCGUUUUGGAUGUCUCGCCUUCGACGCAGAAAUGGACGCCGUAGUUGAAAGUAUUUUGGGCAAUUGCCGUGAAAGUUUCGCUGUUAUUCGAGGUAUUUCCGAUUACAAAGACGGCUCGCGUAUAAAAGAGUGGCAGCCGUAUGCAUCUUUGGCUGCUGCCAGCGUAAUGAAAUCUAUCAUUUGCGCCAUGGAUCCACCAACUAACGUCUAAUACUUUUCAGAAUCAAUAUAUAGGGUUAAUCGUACAAUGAUUUUCCAUUUCCCAUAUUUCGCAACUUUUCUUUUUGUAUACGGUGGACCAACUAUUUUUAUUAAUGAGAAACAGUGAUAGUCUACAUUGGCGCACUUAAGAAAGUGUAACUUAAUUUCUCUUGUUUUUUAUUUUUAUAUUUAGCAUUGCAUUAAAUGCGAGCUGAAAUAUAAUCCUUUUCUUUCUCGGUCAAGAAGAAAGUAAGAUCGUAAUCAUAGAAUACGAUAGUCAGAAAGUAACGUGCACGAAGUGCAUUUUAUAAUUAAUUAAGAAGAUCGUAGUCGAUACGAUUAAUUUUCUUAGUAUAUAGUAGGAAACAAAACGAAUUCAAUACAAUAUGCUUCCAAAUAAUUUAUACACCGCUCAACAAUUACGUAUCGGACUGAUAAAAAUACUGGUUUAUCUUUUCUUUCUCAAAUUCUUCUCGACACAACUAUUUGAGAACAUUUGAAAAACAUUUUUCACAAUUUGCAUCUUUUAAAAACGACCUUUAAAUAUUAAUAGUCCGGCAUUUGCAUCGAUUCACGACACUAAUUAAUUUUCUAACGUGUCAUUGUAUCAAUUUGAUAUGAGUUUACGGAUUUUAUAGAUUUAUUUAUAUAUACACUUUAUACUUUUAAUACUAUUUCUAUUAUUCUUUAUUGUAUGAGAGAAAUCGGUACAGUGAUCCUAAGACUGGUGCCAUUUUUCUUUUACGUCGCACAUACGUAAAUUUCAUAAAAUUUUCUUACGUAGGAGAACACUAUAUAAAGUAAGAAAUUAUAAUGUUUGCAAUAGUUAUGUAGUUUAAAUAUUAUUAUAAUAACGAGGCUCUCGAAUAUCAAAUCUUGUCGGACGGGAUCCGAAGUAAAGUAAGUAGGAGAACCAGUGAAAGCUUUAAUUGAAGCCUCGUAGUCAUCAAAGCAAUUUAAAUAUAGAAGUGCAAAGUAAAAUUUGUAUUUAGCGCCACUUUUAUUUUUAUUUUAUUCUAAAUCUAAUUAAAGUCAACUAAAUCUAAUUCAGUCACUAUUUCUGCAAAAUCUUCAAAGUUUUGCACGAUCAAAAUGGUAUAAGUUUAAAAUUUCACAAGUAUAGUUCAGAACGCAUCUUUCUUUUACAUUUUUGUUACGUCGAAAGUUUAAUAUUACUUUAAUCUUGCUAAAUACAAUUAAACCUUUGCGGGGCGGUAUACACACCAAAUAUAUUGGAAAAUGUACAAUUAAUUAAUAUUAAUUAAAGUGCCAAUGUGUUCAAUAAAUUUGGUUAACGUAAAGGAGAUGAGAAUUUUUCUAAAAGAUACGUAACCAGGAGAUACUUUUUAAGUCAAUUAAUAAUAUAUAUAUCAUCACUCAGUAGUUUGACUUUAAACUGAAAACUUUGUUCUUUUAACAAUUUGUCAGUUUAAAUGUCAAAUACUGACUACUCUUUUCGUAUCUUCAAUAUCUCAUUCUCAUCUUUUAGAGUAAGAUUCUCAUCGCCUGCAAGAGGAACCAAUACUGAAU
Hylaeus volcanicus is the source of this 3809-nucleotide messenger RNA. RefSeq lists its product as uncharacterized. The coding region runs from base 493 to 2289 and encodes 598 amino acids. NCBI's taxonomy places the organism in Eukaryota, Metazoa, Arthropoda, Insecta, Hymenoptera, Colletidae. The record is from RefSeq and is a predicted model, not a curated record. The transcript is spliced from 12 exons. Gene Ontology annotation, biological process: nucleoside metabolic process. Gene Ontology annotation, molecular function: catalytic activity.